UCAAAAGUACACAUACAUUUCGCCAUACUUUCAAUUCAAAAUCAUGUUGAGGUUAUUGUUAUUGAUGUUAUGCGUGAGCCACGCGCGUGGCGAAGGCGACGCCAUUCUGGAGCCCCUCCUCCUCGCGGGCGCGAUGCCGGCGGCGGUGUGCUCGGGGGAGGAGGGGCAGGGCUGCGCGGGCGCGGUGUGGGCGCGGCGCUGGCUGCUCGCGCGCGCCUCCUGCCUGGCGCAGGCGCGCCUCUACCGCGCGCCCGUGUUGCUGCGACAGGGGCCUGAGCGAUGCCGAGCGUUCAAUGGUUCCGAACCCCCCGGCCUGCAAGCGCUAGUGAGCUUCAUGCACCCCGGCUACUCUCUGCCCGCGCUCGACGACUACGAAGAGCCGACGACGCUCGAACCGCUGGAUGCUGCCUUGGUGCUCCUGUCUGCGCCCGCGCCGCCUACGAGGGCGGACAACCAUUCGGCCACCAUUGCUCUGCUGCCACACCUAAGCUCGUGGCUGCGCUACGUGCCUCUGCAAGUGUCCCCCCCGCGCACGCGCGCCCCGCUGUUCUCCUCCCCGCUGCGCCUGGUGCUCGGCACCGUGGUGGCUCCCUUCACCGGGCUGCUGCUCGCCUUCCUGCUGCUGCUGCGGUGGCCGGAGCAGACCGUUAAGGAAGCGCUGGUGGAAUAUGAAGUGCUGGAUGAUGAGGCUGAGGCUGAUUUUAAAUGUUAAUUG
This is a messenger RNA of Cydia splendana, 715 nucleotides long. RefSeq lists its product as uncharacterized. The record is from RefSeq and is a predicted model, not a curated record. The transcript has 3 exons. NCBI's taxonomy places the organism in Eukaryota, Metazoa, Arthropoda, Insecta, Lepidoptera, Tortricidae. The coding region runs from base 44 to 712 and encodes 222 amino acids.